UUAGCAGGAACGUUAGCGGAUCGACGCGUGCGCCUCAGCCUCCUUGGGCCCCCUGGCGACACAGACGCCAGCGUCGUCUCCCUCCUCCUCCUCCUCCUCCUCCUCCUCGUCCUCCUCCACUCCCCAAAUCAAAGGAGCGCCACAACAGCUCGCCGUUCUCUCCAUCGCGGUCGCUGUCGCUGUUUUCAUUCUUUUACCUUUCGCUCUGUCCGAUUAUCCACGGCGACGGGCUGCGCGCAUUUUCCGUCUCCUCUUGUCCUUCCCACACCGCGUCCCGUCCUGUGGCCGCCGCCGUUUGCCCGCUCCAACUCGAGCGCCAAUUGCAGCUUGCUGCGGCUGAGCCUGGCGCUCUGCACCAUAUAGCAACUGCCAGCCUGCCGUUCUGAAACGAAGCCCGAUCUCCCAAAGAGUCGCGAGCUACGGUGUUUAGCUUCAUGUGCGCUGCGUCGUGCUGUCUCGCCAUCUGUUGAAUAGAGCCGGCCACCUUUCUCUUUUGUCGUCACGGCCGCCGUUCCACCACGACACGCAUCUCGAAACCCAACGGCGGAUCUUUUUCCAACGACUGUGCGCAGAAGCGCUUGGCCUUCAACGUCGCACCGCCAAUAUGGUCGUUUGUAAUACUUCUCUCGUCACCAUCGGUGAUGAAAUGGUAAAGGAAGAAGAGCCGCUGUUCGGCAAAAUCACCUUCCACCACGUCGGCCUCAGCGUGACCGCCGUGUUCUCCCUCGUUGCUACUGUAAUAGCACUCGGCCUCAUGUUCAUGCACGCAACCCACUACUCGGUCCCGCACCAACAGAAGCACAUCAUUCGCAUCCUCUUCAUGAUACCCAUUUAUGCCUGCAUAUCCUUUGUCUCGUACGUUUACUACAAGCACGCAAUUUACUGGGAGGUUCUAAGGGACUGUUACGAGGCGUUCGCCAUAGCCAGUUUUUUCACCCUGCUGUGCCACUAUCUGGAGAAGGACCUGCACGAUCAGAAGGAGUACUUCCGCCGCUUUGGAGCCGCGGGCAGGCCGUUGAGGAACUGGAUCUUGCCCGUCUCGUGGCUUCAAAAGUGCACGGGUGGAGCGGAAAAGGGCAUUUUUAGAGUGCCGAGAAGUGGUUUGACGUGGUUCAAUGUGAUCUACGUCAGCGUCUUCCAAUACUGCUUCAUCCGCGUCGUCUUCAGCUUCGUUGCCAUGAUCACGCAGCUCUUCAAGCGUUAUUGCGAAUCUUCACUCAGCCCGGCCUUUGGCCACGUCUGGGUCAUGACAUUCGAGGCCUUGUCAGUCACGAUAGCCAUGUACUGUCUCAUUCAAUUUUAUUUGCAACUCAAGGACGAUCUGGCCGAGUACAGGCCGUUCCUGAAGAUCUUGUGUAUCAAGCUAGUCAUCUUCUUUAGCUUUUGGCAGUCUAUCUUGAUCUCCAUGCUUUCUUCCUCCGUGAUCCCCGGUGGCGCGAUACUUAAGCCUACGAAGAAAGUCGCAUACCCCGAUAUUCAAGUCGGCAUCCCGUCCAUGCUCCUCGCGAUUGAGAUGAGUAUUUUCGCCGUCCUUCACAUAUUCGCCUUCUCGUGGAAGCCGUACGACAUUACUAAAAAUCCAGACCCAGCCAUACACUACCAAGGCGGAUUCCUGGGUUCGAAAGCGCUGUGGGACGCGUUCAAUGUGUGGGACAUUGUCAAGGCGGCAGCAAGGGGUUUCAAAUGGCUGUUUUAUGGAUCGCGGUAUAGAGAGCAGGACAUCUCGUACGAAACCAGUCGGCAGGGCAGCAUGCGGCAUCCUGGGGGUAAGUUUGGUAGCGUGGACACGGCGUACAGUGGCGCGCCACCCUCGUACGACCUGGUGGAAGAGCAAGAGAUGGGCACAAUGCGUGCCGGUUCAAGGGGGAGACCUGGUCCGCCCAUGAGAACCAUGAGCGACGAACAUGGCGACAAAGAGGGAUUAUUGAGCCACGCUCAAGGCAAUCCACAGGCCGCACCGCCAGUGGACGUUCCGAGAAUAAACGUGAGGGAACCCAGUCCGUACAGCAAUCAGUACGGCGCCGCACUAAGCAGAGAGACGAGCACCGGGUACGGAACGCCAAGCAGCGAGUUGAGAGACCCAUUCGACCCCAGAGAUUCCUUCGACGAGCGAAAUAGGAUAUGAGGGGGGGGGGAAAAACCCUGCUUCUUUAUUUGGUUCUUGUAUUUUUUUUUUUUUUUGGCAUGCAAAUGGCGUUUAUGAAGCUAUGACAGAACGCGCAACGCAGGGUGCGUCAUCUUCUCGAUCGCGGGCGUUUUCGAUGACCUUGGGCACGGGUUUGAAUGGCGGCAUGUAUCUGGCUGUAAUAACUACACGCUUCUCUUUUUCGUCCGAUUUGAAUCGUUCCUUCUUUUCCGUCUUUGGAUUCAUCGCCUUUGCGCAGGCUCUACCCCCUACGCUCUUCCUUCCAUCUUCGAGAAGGGAAAGGGGUAAAUGGAAUACUCUCUUCUUCUAGAUCACCGCACACAUAUACAUUGUCUGCCGCAAGACCGCCUUGAUGUUGGCUUUUUGUUUACUUUAACUGCCGAGUUUACUUUCUGUGCGAUCUCAGCUACACGUAGAAUCUCCAGCUAGGGCUUCUAAAG
Molecule: messenger RNA, 2586 nt
Organism: Verruconis gallopava
Lineage: Eukaryota; Fungi; Ascomycota; Dothideomycetes; Venturiales; Sympoventuriaceae
Exons: 4
Coding region: 605-2125 (506 amino acids)
Biological process (GO): transport
Molecular function (GO): transporter activity
Source: RefSeq, a predicted model, not a curated record